This is a messenger RNA of Hippopotamus amphibius kiboko, 2886 nucleotides long. Its product is annotated as collagen alpha-1(I) chain-like. Bases 1 to 2886 code for a protein of 961 amino acids. The transcript is spliced from 14 exons. The record is from RefSeq and is a predicted model, not a curated record. Lineage: Eukaryota; Metazoa; Chordata; Mammalia; Artiodactyla; Hippopotamidae.
AUGGACGGGCCACACGUGGACGUCACGGAGCCCAGCCUGCCGCUGGCCCGGAGGCGUCUGCCCCCUUGCAGCCUCUGCCGCUCCGCUGCUGCCCUGUCCGGUGCGGUGGAGCGUCCCGGCCGGGGGGUGGGCCCUCACCCUUGCCGCCCGCAGCACCAUCUCCUGCCUGGGGAGCGGCCACACCGCGGAGCAGAGGGGCUGCUGGGGGCCUGCGGGGAACCCGGGAGCAGCCCAGCCCGGCACCUGGCAGGAGGGGCCCGCAGGGCAGCCGGGGACCUGCAGCCGCUGCCCCACCCCCUGAGCCGUCGCGUCACAGGCUGUGCUGGGCCCACCGCCCGCCCCUCACCCUCAGGCUCGCGUCUGUCCCGAGUCUGCGCCAGCCCUCGUUCACACGAACGUCCCUUCCUCGUCCUCGGGGAGGCCCGUCCAGAUCACCCACCAGCUGCUCCUCCUGGCCCCACACCUCCCCCGGCCCUCACCUGUGUGCCUGGCCGUCCUGGUGUCUGUGCUGCCCCAGGAGGGAGACUGACCCGGGAAGCAGGAGCCCCUCGCCUGCCACCGCUGGGCCAGCUGCUGAGAGGACACCGGCCGGGAGGCAGAGCUUGUGUUGCCAGGCGCCCCGAAGCCAUGGCCCGGGUCCUCUGGACGGGCCUGGGUGUCUGCCCUGGCCUCCCUGAUGGCAGCCUCAGGAAGACGUGUCAAGUCCCAGCCCCCAGGACCUUCACGUGUGGCCUGAUUGGGAAGCCUCCUGUGCCGCCGCGGACCAGGUCUGAGCGGUCUCAUGGGGGCAGUCAGCGCUUCUCUCAGGCCCCCUUCCCCGGGCCCCCUGUCCGCCCCAGAAGACCGCUGACUCUCGCCAUCCGGGGCCUCAGGGAGCCCGUGGCACCCGCUGCAGACAGACCUGCAGUGGGCCAGGCCACAGGGACCAGCGAGACCCUCAGCGUGGCCUCGUGGGCAUCCCGCGGACUCUCCUGGGGCCCCAGAACAGGAUGCGGGGACGAGGCUGGGCCAGGGCCAGACCCCACUCUGGACGUCAGCCCCAGUCGGCCAGGUCAGAAGACUGGGCAGAGGGGCGGCCCCCGGUCCAAGCAAGAGCAGGCACCCCGGGUCCACUCAGCCCCACCCAACCGCCCCAGGUCCCCGCACUUUCCCUGCCUCAAGUCACGCCUGCUGGCCGGCCAGCGGUGUCCACCAGGCAGGGCUCAGCUGGCCACGGUGCGGGACAAUGCUCUUGGCUGGGGAGCGGUCAGGAGCCGCCUGGUGACCCGAGAAGAAGGAAACCCGAGCCCCGGCCCCUCCCUCCAGCGGCAUCUGAGGGUCUCAGCAGCCAAGCCCCCAAGGGGCCCCGGCAGCCCCUGCCGCCGCCGCCCGCCAGGCCCUGCACUGAGUGCCUGGCAGACGGCCAGAGCCAGGCUCGAGCCCCGGCCAGCGGCGCCAGGUCCCCGUGUCCGGCCCUCUGCCCACGUUCCCAGACAGACCCCGGCCCGCCCCUCGGCCCCAGAGGAGGGGCCAGGCAGCCUCCACGGCGAAGGCUGCAACGGUCCCGCUGCAGGGCCUGGUGCGGACGGCGGGGCCGGGGCUCAGCAGGAGUGGCCGUGGGGGCUGAGUGGCGGCUUCUGGAGACCCUUCGCUUCAGAGGCGGGGCUCUGCCUGCAAAGACCCUUCCUGCUCAGUCCUGUUCUCACACACCCAGGUCCUGCCAGCUGCCUGGAGGGGCUGCGGGCACAGGUGGCCGUCUCUCCUGGCCUGGCCACCGCCCCAGGGCCUGACGUCAUGCAGGAUUUGGAGGGCCUGAACAUGGAGCCCGGAGGAGCCAGCCAGCCAGCCCCGGCGCAGCCGUGUCCAGGUCCCCAGCCAUCCCGGCGAGUCCAGCUCCGGGCCCUGGGCAGCAGCCCUUCCCCUCCCAGGGUCUGCGGUUGUGGCCACAGCCUGACGGUCCGGCACGACAGCCUCUCCAGCUGGACUGAUGCCAGCAGGUCUCCCCGGUCACAGGAGUCAGGGGGUCUGGUCUGGCUGAGGACAGGGGCCCUGAUGGGGAGGGGCAGAGCCCUCCUGUCGGCCCAGGCCCACCCUGAGGGGACAAAGUCCCACCCAAAGCUGGGCCCUGGCCACAAAGGGCCAGCGUGUCCUGGCCGCGCCCUGAGGGCCUCACCAUCCCAGGAGGCCCAGCCCAGGCCAGCUCCUGUCAUGGCUGGGCGGCGGGGGGAGCAAGGCUGCGGAGCUGGCAGCUGCCCCCGGACCCGGAGAGAACUUCGAACUGUCCUGAGCCAGAGGCGCACAUUCCUGUCUGCACUCAAACCGGACAGCAGGCGAAGGGAGCGUCCGGCCCCCAGCUCGUCCGUCCUCUCCGUAUCGCUUCUCCUCAUCUCCUGUCUCCCGUCUGUCGCCCCGGCAAAGACCUCUGUCAUCACAGCCCUGCAGCGGAUCCGGGCAGCAGGCCCGCCCCUCUCAGACCGGGCCGGCACCACGAAGCCGAGCACCACCCCCGGGCCCCCGGGCCCCCGACGCCACCUGGGGGGGGGGGGCACCGAGGAGAGAGGUGGGGACGGGUCACAGCCCAGCCCGCAGCCGCAGGGACGGGCGCCCGCCCGGCACCGGUGCGCUCCUGCCUCAUUACCCAGCCGGCUGCAGGGGGGGCCUGAGGAGCGGCCGCUCCGACCCCAGCCAGCCGGACGGGCCCCGGGGCCCCUGCCCUCCCCGCUCAGCCUGGGAAACGGGCGCCCGGGCCCCGCGGCAGCAAAGCCGAGCCCCCCACCGUGCCCCCCAGGCCUGUGCGGGGGGUCGGGGGGGGCCGCCUGUCAAAGGCCCGGGCGCCGACCAGAGACGGUAUCGCGGCAGCUCGGCGGAGGCCGGACGUCCACGACCGACUCACACGCCUCAGCCUGA